UGGAACGCGAUGAUGACGGGGCGACUGUGAUAGUCGCGACGAACCGGAGCCGAGUGAGACGGGCGCUGCUGCUCGCGGUGCGCGUUAAUCGGGGAGGAAAAACGGGACAGAGACGCGGACAUCGAGAACGCACAAUUUUCGUGGGGAAGAAUCAACGGAAAGAUCGACCCCGGUUCCGUCAAACGUGCGUCGUCGUACGUGAGGAGCGUGUGCGUGUGUGCGCGCGCGCGCAGAUGUGUGUGUGUGAUGCCGGUGCCCCACUCCCUGGUGCGCGACACUACUGGUCCUCCGAAACUAACCCUUUACAACACAUCCCCGACUAGGGCCGUGCACGCCGUCGUUUACGUUACUAUGUGCAUUAGCGGCGCAUAAAACGCAAGGAUGUAUGCGCUGCAGAUGCAGACUGCCUGCCAAGGUGAGGGCACUGGUGAGCCCGAUGAUCCUAGUAGCCUUCAUCAGGAACCAGCACGACCCGCUGCACAAGAUUGUAGUUCUUUUGAUAUUGUCAGAGCUACACAGUAUGGAGCAUUGGAACGAGUGACAGAAUUGGUGGAAGCUGGUGCUGAUGUGAAUCAACCGGAUUCAGAAACUGUAACAUUACUCCACUGGGCUGCCAUAAAUAAUCGAAAAGAUAUUGUUAAAUAUCUUAUUGCAAAGGGAGCUGUAGUAGAUGCAGUUGGUGGUGAAUUAGCUUCUACGCCAUUGCAUUGGGCUACAAGACAGGGUCAUCUCUCUACAGUUGUCAUACUGAUGAGAGCAGGUGCUGAUCCAACCUUGAGGGACUCUGAAGGUUUUUCAUGCAUACAUCUGGCAGCGCAAUUUGGUCACACAGCCAUUGUGGCUUAUCUGGUAGCGAAAGGUGUAAAUCCGAACAUGCCAGAUAGAAGCGCCAUGACACCUCUCAUGUGGAGUGCUUACAAAGUCAACAGUCUUUCCUUUUACAGCUUAGAUCCAACACGAUUGCUGUUGACUCUAGGUGCGUCGCACUCGCUCACCGACAACCUGCACGGUAACACAGCGCUGCAUUGGGCUAUUAUAGCGAAAAAUAACACGGCGAUAUCUAUUCUGGUGCAACACGGGGCCUCGUUAGAUUUGCCCAAUUUCCAAAAUGAGACCGCGAUGACGCUGUUAGGCCCGCAUAUUGGCGCCGCAUGGCUAGGUCACAAAAUUAGUCAGGAGAUUAAAGAGAAGCAAGGUCGCACGAGAACAUGGUGUAGAGAUAAGAGAAUCCGUUGGUAUUGCAUGGUCAGUACGCCAUUCAUAGCAUUUUAUGUGAUCGGCAUGAUUCUACAGAUCGGAUGGGAUUAUUUACUAAAACUAGGUGCCUUUAUCACCCUUUAUGUAGCGGUGUAUUUAAUGAACCAUUUCGUGUUCGACGAACGGCUGUUCCAUAUAUUACCAAUGUCGAUUUAUUUGGCAACUAAGAUGUGGAUAUAUGUUACGUGGAUAUUUUGGCUCGGAGUCCAUGCAGCAUGGUAUUUAUGGUUAUUAUUAGUUGGUGGUUCUGUUCCUCUCUGGAUAUGCUUUCUACAGUCUUGGCGAGGUGAUCCCGGAAUUAUCACAGCGACUCACGAGGAUAAAUUAAAUACGAUAAUCGAAUUGGCCGAAUCCGGUGGUUUUGAACCACAAUGGUUUUGCAGUAGCUGUUUAGUCAGAAGACCCAUGAGGUCUAAACAUUGUUCCACAUGCGACCGUUGUGUAGCGCGAUUCGAUCAUCAUUGUCCAUGGGUUAAUAAUUGCAUCGGUGCACAUAAUCACAAGUAUUUCCUUGGAUUUCUGGCGUCUUUGCUUGGAUUGUGUAUCGUUAUUUUAACCGCUAGUGUACAGUAUUGGAAAUUCGAAUGUUGGUCAAACUUGACGAACGGUCACAGUGCAGACAAUUAUUUAGUAGCGGCGGCUACCUGCGAUGCUUGGGUAAUGUGGGUGGCAGCUAACACAUCACUUCAUUCCUUUUGGGUAGGAACUCUGUUGGCGUGUCAAUGUUAUCAGAUCAUGGUCCUGGGAAUGACAACGAAUGAACGAAUGAACGCUGGUCGUUAUAAACAUUUCAAGCAGGGGAAUCCGUUCCAUCGCGGUGCUCUGCAGAACGCCGCAGAUUUUUGCAAUUUCAGCUUUUGCGGGGUGAAAGCGAAACCUAGCUCGGACUGGUUGCACAGUUUCGAUCUCAAACAAAGCAUCGAGAAGUUACCUUUGCUUGCGCAGAAAGAUAACUUUCAGUACGUUUAGAAUCUUGUAAAAGAAUAUUAAAACGAGACUGUAUUGCGCUAUCGCAGCCAUGAGAAGCUAAUUGUACACACACCCACAUAUACACCAUAUCACUUAUGCCUGACGUACUUCUUGGGCUACCAAAGAGUUGCCGCAAACACGUAAGUGACUUUCCAAUACGGCAGUAAUUACGCAUAUACA
This is a messenger RNA of Camponotus floridanus (Florida carpenter ant), 2406 nucleotides long. RefSeq names its product palmitoyltransferase Hip14 (gene Hip14). The transcript is spliced from 10 exons. NCBI's taxonomy places the organism in Eukaryota, Metazoa, Arthropoda, Insecta, Hymenoptera, Formicidae. Gene Ontology annotation, cellular component: Golgi membrane. The coding region runs from base 382 to 2226 and encodes 614 amino acids. Gene Ontology annotation, molecular function: protein binding; palmitoyltransferase activity. The record is from RefSeq and is a predicted model, not a curated record. Gene Ontology annotation, biological process: protein palmitoylation.